Messenger RNA from Heterobasidion irregulare TC 32-1, 1614 nucleotides. RefSeq lists its product as uncharacterized. The transcript has 9 exons. Lineage: Eukaryota; Fungi; Basidiomycota; Agaricomycetes; Russulales; Bondarzewiaceae. Gene Ontology annotation, molecular function: aldose 1-epimerase activity; carbohydrate binding. The record is from RefSeq and is a predicted model, not a curated record. Gene Ontology annotation, biological process: beta-D-galactose catabolic process via UDP-galactose, Leloir pathway; glucose metabolic process. Bases 156 to 1493 code for a protein of 445 amino acids.
CACUCAUCGGAUAAAAAGUGAGCCCUAUCUGUACUUCUAAAGGCCUCGGAGCGACGGUAGCAUCGCACAAGGUGCCCCACACGACUCUCGUGCAUCUCUCUCUUACCAUCGACCAUUCAGAAGCGACAGGUUGAACGACAGAUACUUGCUACACCAUGUCAGACGCAUCGCUCCAGCCGAUCCUGCUCACCCUACCGUCUCUGACACCUUCCCUUGCGGUGGAGCUUCUACCUCGUGGGUUGGUUCUCCAUCGACUGUUUGUACAGACGGAUGGUCGUACACACGAUUUGGUUGUCGGCCCAGAGGAUCCCAAAGGGCACUUGGAACAGAAAUAUACGAACACGAUCAUCGGUCGUUACACCAACCGCAUUCCUGUUGGCACCUAUUCCGUUUCUCGCAAUGGACUGACCGCCCAAGUAUCUCCUCUGCCUAACUCCGAUGCCACUCCUACCGUCUCGCUCCACGGCGGACCUAACGGCUUCGAUCAAGCCGAAUUCGAACCGAUCCCACUCGACACUCUUGUUGGUGCUGCCUCAUUCAGUCCAGGAGGGGUCGCCGUUUCUUCUCCCCCCGGCACUCUCUUCACCGCUGCCGAACUGAAUACGUUCCAGUUGACACUACCCCAAGGCUCAUCCGCACUGUUCCGGACUAUCUCAAAAGACGGUGAUCAGGGAUACCCCGGCACGCUUCUGGUGGAAGUUGUCGUGGGCUUGUUACCUCCACAGGCACCUCCGACGAGCGCCGGAGAGUAUCACCUCGGUAGCAUCGUCUUCAUAUAUAGGGCAAAGUUAGUCGAUGAUGGAAACAAGGUCGUUACGCCGAUCAAUCUCACGCAGCAUUGGGGUUUCAACCUCGAUGCAUCCUUGAAGGAUAGUACGGAUUCUGGGUCAGUGAAAGGUCAUUCUUUGACAAUCAAGGCUUCGCACACUGUAGACGUAGAUGCUGCCGGCCUUUCUACUGGCAACCUUGUCUCUGUUUCCGAUACGCCGCACAAGCAUGAGAAGAAGCUCAUAGGUGAUAGGUUCCCUGAAGAAGGUUUUGGUGGUGGCUAUGACCACUUCUACGUCUUUCAACCUCGCGAACAGGGUCCUGCAUUCGCCCACCGCAUUCCUGUCAGCUCAUUUUCGCCCGAUGCGGAUUACGUCAAAGAUGUUCUUUUAGCCAAGCCCGACAACGGUGUUGUCGAGCUGGCCUCUGCGAAGAGCGGCAUCCGGCUCUCAUUCGAGACGAAUCAAUCUGGAGUACAAUUUUAUUCCAACAAUUUUGCAACAGGAGAUGGCGCAAAGAAGAAAAUUCACGGUGGAAGCGGGACCAAGGGGCCAGGACAAGGCUACAUUGCAGGCAGCGCAGCCUUCCUUGAGUUCCACGAGCCGAUCGCGUCCUUCCUUCACCCUUCAACGAACCCUAGCGGCAAUGAUACGCUUUUAGGCCCUGACGAAAUUUAUAACAAUUUUGUCAGGAUCGACGUACUUUAUAAGAGCCCUGAAUUGUGAGUUGCGCGAGACGAGUCAUUGGAGAUGAGUGUAUCAAUAUAAGAUGAGCUGUAAAGUUUCCACAUAUGUACUGGAUAAUGUGUUUCUCUAGCAUUGGAAUAUAUGACUAUCGUUGAUUGGU